Megalobrama amblycephala (Wuchang bream) is the source of this 3899-nucleotide messenger RNA. RefSeq names its product adhesion G protein-coupled receptor E1-like. The coding region runs from base 15 to 2273 and encodes 752 amino acids. The record is from RefSeq and is a predicted model, not a curated record. The transcript is spliced from 8 exons. Lineage: Eukaryota; Metazoa; Chordata; Actinopteri; Cypriniformes; Xenocyprididae.
ACCAAUAGCAGUGCAUGAGUAAUGGCUGCUUCUGUGUUGGUGAUAAGGACACCUGUACAUGCUCUAGUAGCACUUUGUCUUCCUGCUUCUGUGAGACGUACAACAAUAGCAUCACUAUCCCUACAGCAGUUAGUCCAUUGAGACUCUCUCAAUGUGUGUUUUCUAAUGACACGUACAUCUGCACUGGUGCUCAGUACCGCAUGCACUGCAACACAAGAAUGCAUGAAUUUAACUACCUAUAUCAGAAUCAAAACCAAUACCAGUACGAAUGCUGGAGUAAUAACUGUAACUGUGUUGGUAAAAAUGAGACCUGUACAUGCUAUAGUAGCACUUUGUCCUCCUGCUUCUGUGAGACUUACGGCAAUAUUGUUGCUCUCAAUAGAGCAGUUGCUCCAGCUUAUGGCUGUGUGCUUUAUAACGACACGUACAUCUGCACUGGUGCUCGAUACCACAUGUACUGCAACACAAGAAUGCAUAGUUUCUCCUACCGGAAAAAUCAGUACCAAGACCAAUACCAGUGCAGUAAUAACUGUUACUGUGUUGGUAAAAAUGACACCUGUACAUGCUCUAGUAGCACUUUGUCCUCCUGCUUCUGUGAGACUUACGGUAAUAUCGUUGCUCUCAAUAGAGAAGUUGCUCCAGCUUAUGGCUGUGUGCUUUAUAAUGACACGUACAUCUGCACUGGUGCUCAAUACCACAUGUACUGCAACACAAGAAUGCAUCGUUUCUCCUACCGGAAAAAUCAGUACCAAGACCAUUACCUGUGCAUUAGUACUGGCUGUAUCUGUGUUGGUCAUAAGGACACCUGUACAUGCUACAGUAGCACUUUGUCCUCCUGUUUCUGUGAGACGUACAACAAUAGCAUCACUGUCCCUACAGCAGUUAGUCCAUUGAGACUCUCUCAAUGUGUGUUUUUUAAUGACACGUACAUCUGCACUGGUGCUCAGUAUCGCAUGCACUGCAACACAGGAAUGCAUGAUUUUUACUACCAGAAAUAUCAGAACCAAAACCAGUAUGAAUACCAAUGCUGGAGUAAUAACUGUGCCUGCACUGGUAAUAAUGACACCUGUACCUGCUACAGCAGUACUGGCUCCUCCUGCUUCUGCGAGUAUAAUAUCUCCAGCCCAAGUAAGCAUGUUUCUAGACUGAAAUGUGGUGUUUUAUUUUACUGCAUUCAUGUUAUAAUGAUGAAUUCCCUCAUUACAGGUCUGGAUAACAUGCAGGAUCAGUGCAGGAGUCAGACCUCUGGAGGAUGUUUUCAAAAUCUUAUUGACCAGAUAGAGAACAUUACAAAUCAAGAGCUUCCUUUGGAUACUGUGACCAGAAUUCUGACUAUGGCCAUCAACACUUCAGAGAAGAUUUUAGAGUCAUCCUCAUCAGUCAGCCCAGCUGAACUAGCCUCCUAUGGAAACCGUGUGUUAAAAGCUAGCGAGAAACUCAUAUCUACAUUGGUGAAGCCAACAGACACGAGUGACAGUGUUAGUUUUACUCUUCCCACCAUAGAGGGACAAGUCUUCAUGGUUGGACCAAAUGUGACCUUAGAUAAAAUCCCUCGACUUGACAUGACAAGUUCUUCUGUGGACAUCGAUCUCAUUGGGAUCGCCAAGAACAACAACAAAGGAUCAGCUGCUGUGGCUUUCUUGAGUUAUAACACAAUGGAGCAUCUACUGAAGCCCGACUUCUUCAGCACAUCAAAUGAUACGGUCAAAACGAUGAUGUCCACUGUGAUCUCAGUUACUCUUCCCAAAACCACCAACACCAAACUCACUAAACCAGUCAACUUCACCCUCAAACACAUCAGAGACUCCAACCCCAGCGGUUCUCUGUCCUGUGUGUACUGGAACACCAGCGAGUGGAUUGUAGAUGGUUGUUCUGUUUUAGAGACCAACAGCAGCUACACUGUGUGUUCCUGUGUUCAUCUGUCGACAUUCACUCUUGUGCAAACCAGCAGUUCAUCACAGAGCAAUCCACCGCUGGACCUGUUGACUUGGGUGUCUGUGAUCUUGGGGCUGCUGUUCUUGAGUGUGGGCCUGUUGAUCUUUGCCCUUUGUCGGUGGACCCGCAUGUCUGAUUGGAUAUGUGGUCACUCUCGUUGUGUCCGGCUGGUUCCUGAAGGCUAUGUCAGGGAACUGUCUGGCAGCAGUACAAGAAGUGCUUCAGAUGUCUUUGAUGUGGACUCAAAGCCAUCAACAUCGAAAGUGUCCCAAGAAAAACACUGCAACAUCAUGUUAUCCCUAGAACACGUGAACCAAAAUACCAACACGAGUGCAUAAAGGAUGAGGGUCAAACAUUUUGAAUGAAUGGUUCUUAAAAGAAGAGCACUAUUAAUGAUAGAUAAAUAAUCAAGAAUGAAUGCAAUCUGAAUGUUCUACACCCACCACCAUUUUAACAUUAUCAUGCGAGAUAUUUAUUAUUCCAUAUGGAUAGUAUAAUAUCUAUUGGAUGUGAACUUCAUAAUCUUGGCAGAAGCUGUAGGUUAUCCGGGUACUUUUGUUUUUUGUCUAAUGUUAUAUGAAUACUGUGAAUUCAGACAUGUUACUCAUUGCCCAUACUCCUUUUCACCUGCUAUAUUGUAGGGAGAUAUGUGUAUUCAAGCUACUUUUGGGCUCAAAAAAGACACCACAGGUUUUUAAGUAAUCCAUAAAGACAAUAAAUAUUAUUAUUGACAAAAAUGUAUCCAAAAAUACUGUGAGGAGUCAAAAUUCCAUAGAAAAUGAAUAUGGGUCAAUUUGCUCCCUCUUUAUGAAGAAUUUCUUUUUUUAAGAAUUCAUGGAAUAUCAAAUAUAUUUUUUAAUUGAUAGAAUAUAAUUAACAAAUCACUGCAUGGCAGGUUGAUUUGACCCCAUUUAUGCAUUCUAGGGUUCAGAAAUACUUUUGUUUUUGUAUGUUUAAUGUCAUAAGGCCAAUUCACCCUGCACUGACAGACAUGACCAAUGCAGACAGUCAACAGAUUUCAGUAUGUCACUGCUUAGAUGUUCCACGACCCAACAUAUGCCGAUUCAGCAGAUUCAGUUGGUGAAAAUAAGAGCUGACCAAUGCCAACAGGAAUUUCACACUGAUCCGACAAAACUCAGCAAAGUGUCUGUUGCCAUCUGGUGGUUCAGUGUGAAUUGGCCUACAAAUACUACUGAUGUAAAUGAAAUAACUCAUUUAAGCACUCAAGAUUUUUUUUUUUUUUUUUUUUGGUGGAGGGCAAAAGUAUGUUUACAGACUAAGUCUAAUUACUAGUUUUUUUUACUCUAGUUUUUGUUUACUUAAUAUAAAAGCUGAAUAUGGAAAAAAUGCGUGCAAAAUACAAAAACUAAAAAGUACUUCAUGUCUACAUGGUAAAUGGAAACAUUAAGUGACUUUACAUUGUAUAGUAUCAUAAAAGUACAUUUUUAAAUGAGGCAUGUAUAAGCUCAAAUAAUGAUUUAAACAAUAAAUAAUGACUGUAACUGUUUUAACUGUUUAACAAUUAGAGUUUAACAAUUUUAUCAAGCUCAGAAAGCCAUUCAUUAGAUGAUCAUUUUUCUGUAAAAACAUGUUAUACGAGUGUCUUAUUUUAUAGCUGUUAAUUCUAAUGAUGUAAAGCUCAAACUAUUUUAUUUAGUCUUUUUUAAGCAUAUUUUACAGAUUCCUCUGAAUAAUCAAACUUAAAUAUUUUCAAGUAAAUGUUGGCAAAUAAAAAGUAAAAGCCUAAAAACUAUUUCAUGUGUGCACGGUGAAGGGAAAUAAACUAUUUUACACUGUAUAGAAUUAUAGUUGUUUAGUUGUAAAGUUACAAAUUUGUUAAUCUUGCAGAAUUACAUUUUUGUUUGUCGAGCUCAAAGUUAUUUAUUCUGUAAGGAUUCAUUCAUAACAGUAUGUUACUUUAAAUAUUCAUAUGCAUUAUGCAAAAUAUGUCAUUUUUGUUACAA